AGCCUGCAGCUGCUUUGGCUACUAGACUCCUCAGGUGGCGGCGUUUGCAGUCGGGCUACGGAGGCCGGGUAGCCAGAUUACGGGAAAGUAUUUAAGAAGCUUGUGGAAUGAUAUGAUUCAGAGUAAUAUUGGAUCUACAAGAAGUCCCUCAAGAUAGUUGGAAAAGAAGAAUUUCUAGACUCUUCAUCAAGAUCUUCAUUUACACAGUGGUUAAAUCCAAGGCUCCUGUGGUAAAAUCAUGAAUAAAAAUACACCUGCUGUGGUAUCAUCCAGCCUACUUGAAAAGGAUCCUGCCUUUCAGAUGAUUACAGUCACCAAGGAAACGGGCCUUGGUCUGAAGAUCCUUGGAGGAAUUAACCGGAAUGAAGGUCCCUUGGUAUAUAUUCAGGAAAUUAUUCCUGGAGGAGACUGUUACAAGGAUGGACGUUUGAAGCCAGGAGAUCAACUUGUCUCAAUAAACAGGGAAUCUAUGAUUGGUGUAUCCUUUGAAGAAGCAAAAAGCAUAAUUACCAGAGCCAAGUUAAGGUCAGAACCUGCUUGGGAGAUAGCCUUCAUAAGACAAAAGUCGGAUGGCAGUCAUCUAGAAAAUCCAUCUUGUACAUCCCUUUUACAAGCUUCAGGAGAAUAUGGACCACAAGCCUCAACAUUUAGCCUUCUUCCUUCUCCCCCUGAAAUACUAAUUCCAAAGACUUCAUCUACUCCCCAAACUACAGAUACCAUUUUAUCUUCUUUUAGGAGAAAUCAGAUAAAAACUGGAUACAAGAAAACAGAACAGACUCCAAUUACUUCUUCAGAAAACAGCCCUACGGAUAUGUCUAAUACAGAUAUUGCCCCUGCCUGGACUGAUAAUUAUGGACCACAAGGAAAGAAGAUUUCCCUAAAUCCUUCUGUUCGCCUUAAGGCCGAGAAACUGGAAAUGGCUCUAGAUUAUCUUGGUAUUCAGCCCACAAAGGAACAACACCAAGCCCUGAGACAGCAAGUGCAAGUAGACCCAAAGGGGACAGUGUCUUUUGGAGAUUUUGUCCAGGUGGCCAGAAACUUGUUUUCCUUGCAGUUGGAUGAAGUAAAUGUUGGUGAAUGCGAAAUUUCCAACAUACUAGAUUCACAGCUUCUUCCCUGUGAUUCCUUAGAGGCAGAUGAAAUGGAAAGGCUUAAGCGUGAAAGAAAUGAUGCCUUGGAGGAAGUGAAUACACUCAAGGAAAAACUAUUUGAAUCAGAAAGGCAAAAGAAACAGUUGACAGAAGAACUCCAGAAUGUGAAACAAGAAGCCAAAGCUGUUGUUGAAGAAACCAGAGCCCUGCGAAGUCGGAUUCACCUUGCCGAAGCCGCACAGCGACAGGCACACGGAAUGGAAAUGGACUAUGAAGAAGUGAUCCAUCUGUUAGAGGCCGAGAUCACAGAUCUAAAGGCUCAGCUUGCUGAUUAUUCGGACCAAAAUAAAGAAAGUGUUCAGGAGUUAAGAAAGAGAAUCACAGUGCUCGACUGCCAAUUGCGAAAAUCGGAAAUGGCUCGAAAAACUUUUGAGGCAUCCACUGAAAAGCUUCUUCAUUUUGUAGAGACUAUUCAAGAAUUACUUUCUGAUAAUUCUUAUCCUUUAUCAAAUUUAAGUGAAAGAAGAGCUUUGUUAGCUUCUCAGACUUCCCUCACACCCCUGGGAAGGAACGGACGUAACAUCGCAGCAACACUGGCACUUGAAUCUAAGGAACUUGUUAAAUCUGUUCGGGCCAUACUUGACAUGGAUUGUCUACCUUAUGGGUGGGAGGAAGCUUACACAGCAGAUGGAAUCAAGUACUUCAUCAACCACGUAACACAGACGACAUCCUGGAUCCAUCCCGUGAUGAGUGCACUGAACCUGUCUUGCUCAGAGGAAAAUGAAGAGGACUGUUCCAGAGAACUUCCUGAUCGAAGAGUUGAUGGUCUUCUGUAGGAAGCAGAGCUCCAAGGUCUCUAACUUCUCAGUCUACAUGGAUGACUCCAACAUGCGAUGUUCUAAAAUAGGAGUAAAGCACACACUACUUAUUGAAGUUCUAAAAUGGAGACUCUGGGUUUAGUCUACUUUUGUAAGACUUUCUUUUUUUUUUUUUUGGACUGUGAUGAGCAUUUUUUUUAUUUAAUUAAAGUGCAAUUCACAUACAGUGUUCUAUCCGUUUCAGGUGUACAGUAUAGUGAUUCAGCAAUUCUGUGUGUUACUCUGUGCUCAUCAUGAUAACUGUACUCUUUAACCCCUUUUACUCCAUCCAUUCUCCUACCCGCCUCCCCCCAGCAACUACCAUCUUGUUCUCUGUAUUUAAGAGUCUGCUUUUGUGUUUGUCUCUUUUUUUCUUUGUUUGUUUGGUUUGUUUCUUAAAUUCUACAUAUGAGUGAGAGCAUAUGGUAUGGUAAAACUUUUUGAUAUAAGUGUGUACACUUACAAGAUCAAUUGCCACUACAGUAGUCCUUUAAGAAUAAUCUAGUUGUAUUUUUUGAAAUCAUAUAUAGAUUUUAUCAUAUGUAUAAUUUUUCAUAUACAACUUGAUUUGUAAUUUUAUAUAUAGUUCUUUAUAGAGUAUCCGAUACAACGGGUUUUUUUAAUUAAGACUUACCGGAAAAUUAUGUGAACACAGUGAAGCACUUCAUUUAUUUGAUGUGACUAACCUUUUAUGUUAGUAUCUUGGGAAAGUGCUCUGAGCAAGCUUUUGGGGGUUUCUUAAGGAUCACAUUUGGACAACUAUCUCAUUGGCUACUGAAUGCAGUUUACGUAUUUGUGGGACUCUAACUUACGAAAUGCCUGUUUUGUUCAACAUGCCCGUAAGGCAGAUCCAGUGGGUAUUUUUAUUCUUGUUUUUCAGUUAGGGAAAUAGUGGUUCAGAGAAAUGAAGCACCUUGUCCUAGAGCUGAGAUUUCACACCUGAGUCUUCUGAUUCCACGUCGAGCCCCUUUUCUCCUGCACCCCACUGUCCCUGCAGAGGGAGGUCACAGCCCAACACGCAGGCCACAGUGGCUCUGUUGAUACAGCUGAGCUCCACAGCUGUGCACUCCAGUGGCCACAGAGAUUCAAGAGGUACCUCUUCAGUCGGAUGUUGCCCCCACAUACUAUUCUCCUAUAAACUCAACCCCACUAUUCUCCUAUAAACUCAACCCCACUAUUCUCCUAUAAACCCUUCCACCUCCCAUACCCCCAAAUAUUCACCAAGUCAGGGUGCAGUUCUGUGAUGCCCUUUCAACAGGCUUCUUUCAGCAGCUCACAUUUUUCUAAAGUAAAGGGACUGGUUUACAUCAGGGGUCUGCCCUGCCAGAGGGAACAUUUGCAGGGAGUUAAUGAGAAGUGGGGCACCCGGAAUCUCCUCUGCUAUCUGGACACAUCCACGAACUCUCCCGCUGUGAGUUCAAGACUGACCUCAUGACUGCUGAUGUCACCUUCCAAACUGAUUACACUUUCUAUCUUCUGUUAUUUUGUUGUAACGAUGCCACAAGACAGCUCCUGGAAGGACUGAGCCAUUGACUUGGAGUGCUAAAGAUUUUCUUUUUAGUGAUUUAAACCUGGGGCUAGGAAUUGGGGCAGAGUGAGGACAAAGUCAUUUUAAAUGUCCCGGGUGUUAGGUACCAACUGAAUGAUAAAAAGGGAUUUGUUCAUAUCCAAUGUCCUGAUACCGUUAGGUAAUAUACUUAGGAAGAAAGUGAGUAAGAAUCAUUAAGUGAUCAGAAUACCCUGUUCUUAACCAUGCGUGGUAAGACUGAGAAAUUACUGUUUGUCACAGUGGCCUCUUCUUCCCAACCCCUUCCUCCUCAUUCCCUCUGAAAUACAAACAGGAAAAAGGAACCCAGCCUUGGGGAUCAUGUGAUUUGAAGAUAUUUUUUUUUUUCCCAAACAUCUUUUGGUGAAAAAGACCCAUUUUUCAAAUGGGCUUUCAAGCAGAAUCCCAAGAUAUGUAACAGGUUUUUUGUUUGUUUGUUUGUUUUUUUAAUAUUGUUACUCUGCUUGAAAUGAGAGAAGCCUGAAGCCCAAUUAAAGCAGCCCCCAGCAUGGCUGUGCAAACCUACAGAUCCUUAGAAGAUAGCAUAAGAUUCCUCAAUUAUAGCCAUUGUAUAGAUAAGUAAAUUGAGAUCCUAAGAGGUCACACAGUGAGUCAGUGGCCAGGUCAAGACAGGACCUAGAUCCUAAAGCCUCCUACUCUACUAAAUUUCAUAUGGCGCGUAAUAUAGAUAGAUGUAUGUUGUAAAUAUAGGUCUACGUUGUGAAUAUGUAUAGGAUUUAUAACUUACAUCUUGAAUAAUAACAUAAAUCCAGGUGGAUAGGUAGUCGUUAGCCCCAAGAAAAGUUUCAGAAUGGCUGAAGAAGGCUCAUGCUUCUCCUGACAGCUGUGUGAAUAUGAGCAAGCUUCAGGGAGACAAGUUUUGAGAGAAGCCCUCGAGGGAGCUCUUUCCUUGUGUCCCCCAGAGGUGAGUGAGAUUCUCAAACACCUGAAGUUACUUUUAUAAGUUAGUGUCUAUAAUUGUCAAAGUACAGACUUUUUGUUGUUAAAUUAAUGGUAUGAAAUUUCCCUCCCCCUGCUGGGAGUGUUUUUUCUAAUUUGUUUCUAAGUGAAGAAAACACAGAGGAGAUGCUAGAGUCACUUGAGAUCAAGCUCCUCAGGCAUGCAUUUUACCGACAGACACCUUAUAUGUUAACUUUGCUGGUUUGUGCCACUUUCUUCCUUGCUUCCUCAUGGAAUACCUCAUGGUAAAGGUCUUUGGAAAUUGUAAGGAUAUUUUUUGUUGAGCAUUUUGUACUACACAUUGUGAUGGGUAGUUUGCAUAGAUUAUUUCAUUAUCUUCCUAAAACAACCCCGUGAGGAAGAAACUAUAAUCCCCAUUUUGUAAAGAAGAGAUUGAGGGUUAGAGAGAGUUGCCAGUCUUUGCCUAGGGGGUCACACAACACCUACAUGUGGAAGCCAGGGUCCAAGACAGAUCUGGCACAGCCACUCUCUUAAACCACUCUGCAGAGCUGUUUAGAUCCAUUGUAUGUGACACUGGGGGUAGAGGUAGGGUCUGUGAGUCAGUUUUUCAAAGGAGCAGAUUCCAGUUCAGUGCAACAAGGAACUUUCUGAUAGUUGGGGCUCAUCAGGAAAGAAUUACCCUGUGGGAAGUGAAAGCACUGACCCAGAAAGUGUUCAAUCUGAGCUCCUUAUUAUGGGAAUGGUACUGAGGACGUUCAGGGUCUGAAUCGGCUGGACUGUUGAGCUCCGUCUGAGAUUCCUUCCUCUUUAUGACCUCCAAGCCAACAGAUAAAUGCCCAAGAGACAAAGAACCAUGGUGGAGACUCAUUAAGAAUCCUUAUCCAAUGCAAAUAGAACGAUCAGACUGUUUUUUAGAGAGUUGAUGUUUAUACAACCAGUUUUUCGUGAAUAUAAAUCAACCCUAUUAAUGUGAUAAACUUCUCUGUUGACCCACUGGCUCAGAUUCUAGGGUUAGAAAACCUUGAUGUUCUUACGUCCUUCCACCUCACUUCAUGAAAGAGUGACCAGGGUCGGUCAUCCUUACUCCUUUAUUCUGAGAGUACUUAGCAUCAACGGUGUGCCAAACAUAGUGCGAGGCACCAAGGCAGAGUAGGGCAAAAUAACCAUUUCCUGGGUCCUCUUACUCUUGGUUAAAAAUUAAAAAGCUUCUCAGGUGGCCAGAGUUGAACAGCUUGUUUUUAACUUUUGAAUUUUAAAAGUAAUCUAGUUCCAUUGAAAAAUCAAGUAGUAGGGAAUUGUAUAAAGUAAACAACAACAACAAAACUCAUCUCGCUUUCCAGAAGUAGCCAUCACGAAUACUUUGAUGAGUAUUUUUACUCAAAGUUAAUCAUACUGUUAAGCAGCUUGCUUUUGACGUAAUUUAUUGUGGUCAUUUUUUUUUUCAUGUCGAUGCAUAGAUUGUUCCAUUUCAAAUGUCUGCAUAAAAUAUCACUACCCAGAUAACUCAUAAUUUCUGCAGCCAUCAGUCUAUUUGAUGAACACUUAAGCUGUUCUGAGUUGUCUUCUGUUACAAACAAUGUCACAGUGAACAUCCUUACAGUCAGUAAAUCCUUUUCUUCAUAUAUGCAUGCACUCUUAUGCCAGUAGGUCUAUAAUGGGAAUACAUUCAUAAAAGUAAAUUGCUGUAUCAAAGAUUUGUUCAUUUUAAUUUUGGUAAAUAUUCAUAAAUUCUCCUGCAUUAAAAUAGAACCAAUUUACACCACCACCAAUAGUAUAUGAGAGUUUAUUUUCUAUAUAUGAUGGAACUUAUUUUAGUGCAAACAUUGCCAGUAACUUUUUUGGUUGUUUUUGUCCUUAGAAGAGUAAUCCGCUUUUUACUGUUAUCUAAGGACCUGAAUUUUUUUCAUCAUUAGAUUUUAGUUGUCCCUUAGCAGCAGAGAAUGCCUCGCUGUAUAUAGAGGAGUCUGGCAGUGACUAAUUCACUGUCAAACACAUCAUUACUCUCAUCUUUUUACUGACAUUUCCUACUUGUCUAUAAUGAUGGUGCAGACCCACUUUUAAAUGAGCUAACUUGGGGGUUGCCUGGGUGUCUCAGUUGGUUAAGCGCCGGACUUCAGCUCAGGGCAUGAUCUCGCGGUUCAUGGGUUUGAGCCCCACAUUAGGUCUGUGCGGACAGCUCAGAGCCUGGAGCUUGCUUCAGAUUCUGUGUCUCCCUCUCUCUCUGACCCUCUCCUGCUCGUGCUCUCUUUCUCUCUCUCAAAAAUAAAUAAACAUUAACAAAAUUUUUUUAAUGUGCUAACUUGGGUGAGAGCCCUUAGCAAAGUGUAAAACCCAAUGUAAACACACCUACAAGUUCUUUGAGGUUUCUCCAUCUGUAUAAGGAAGAGGGUGAUCCCCUGACUCUUGUCAAACCAAUUCAAUCAGCGACCAUUUUCCUAGUACCUGCCAAAUGCCAGACAAAUGCAAGGUCUUGAAGUUACCUUCAAGAAUAGUUCUGAUUCCCUAACCAAGAAACUCAUAAUCUAACACCUUUUUCCUUUCUUUCCUUUUUCCUCAAAAACCUUUUAUUUUUCCUUAAAGGAGUAAGAAGUCAGGGGUUUGUUUAGUAAGAACCCCUGAAGAGAGGCCCUUUAUCACUCUCUCAAAUUUGAAUAACUACAAAAUAAUAUUAACACCCCUUGACUAGAAAUGAAAGAGAAACAUACUGUGAGAAGGGGCUCUCCAAUAAUAAAUGCUGAGCAGCUGUAAAAAUACAGAGUCAAGUGAUACCUUCAUCAAGUGUUUGCAAAAUUAGAAAAUAUUAUCCCUUUUCUGGGGGUAAAGGGACAUUUUUAUUUUCUCUGCUAAAGUGAGCCACACCUUUUUCAAGUGCUAACAAACUUGAAUUUUACAAUCUACAGAAGAGAAAGAACUAACAUUAAAACAAUUUAUAUGCUCUAUUGCAUGUAAUUUUUGAGGAUUAAAUGAACUUUAAACAGAAUAUGCCCAUGGAACUUCACUUGAGAAAUAAAAUGCCCAAGAUGUUUUAACCACAGCUAUGCACAUGUAGUAUUAGUGUGCCUGUGUGACAAUGAUGUAGAUAUUGCAUGAAAUUCUGUAUUUGCUUUCUUCAUAUGACUUUACAUUGAACUGACAUUACUACUACUUUUGUUAAUUUUUUUUUUCUUAAGUUUGAUUUUUACUCUCAGGGGUCAGGAUGGUUGGAGGGAAAAUGCAGUCAGAUUAACAGCUCUCACCGCCCCCCAUCCCCAUUCCCCCAUCACUAAAUUAUCCUCUGUUACUUCACCCUAUUUAUUUCUUCUCCAUUACUUAUCAAUUUGUAAGGAUCUGUUGUUUAUUGUCUUCCUUAUUAACAAUGGGAGUAAGCUCCAUGAAGGCAGGGAUUCACCUGUCUUGUUCACACUGUAGGAAGGCUCUAGCACCAUCCAGGAGGAUCUUGCACAGUCCCUGCCAGGUAGUAGGUGUUUGAUACAUACUUGCCAAAUUGAAUGUGUAAUGAGCUAUCCAUAACCAAGGCUUAGUCCUGGGUUUAACUCUCAUGCAUUUGUAUUUAUUUCUAGUAGCACAAUGAGUGCUACUAGAUGUCAGACACUUUGCUAAGUACUAAGGAUGUGGCACAAAACAGAUGUGGUCCUAGCCCCCAUGUGAUUAUAUUUUAUGCAAAGGAAAUUCAACUGAAAUUAACCAAAGCUCUUUCCAUUUAUUUUCUUUCUCUCUCUUCUUUAUCACAUAUUUGAACUUCUAGACCAUUUAAUGUUCUUGCCUCAGGAAAGGGGUAUGAGGUCAGCACAGGCUCUUUUGAGUUUCAGAAGUCUGGUUCCUUAGGGCACUGGAUUUAGAUUAAAAGUUUGUGGGUGUACAUGAGGAGGAAGAGCAACGCUACUCCCUACCUAGGAAAUAAUUCCCAUGGCUGUAGGAGGGAAGAAAGAACAAAACUGUUGGUGGGACUCAGAGAAAGUGGGGCCACUUCUGGGCCACUUUCCAGGAGCAGCAAAACCCCAAUUAUAUUUGUUAGUUUUGAGAGCACAGGAGACCCAUUCCUCACUGUACCUAGGAUGGAAAUGAGUGCAUGGUGUGUUUAGGCAGAUGGAACCUUAGGCAACUUUAGUGAGCUUCCUCCAGCCCAGUGUGGUCCAGGUGGAAGAUCAGAUUGGUUUCCAUGAACCAAAAAGGUUCACAGGAGUAGCAGGAAGCCCCACAGGACCUGAGUGAGGACUUUUUGCAUUCAUGGCCUCUCAACAAAACCCAGUUUGAACUGUGACAUCAAGCCAUCUAAACGUAGAGUGCCUUGGCACUAGAUAAACCUCCUGGAGUCUAGCAGUAACUCCAAAGAACAGAGGGAACUGCAAGCUGGUGGAGACUAGUGUUGCCCAAGGUCAUUAAUUCCCUACUCCUGAUAUUUCCUUCCUCAUGAAAGAAACUCCUUUAGAGUAACACUCUUGGCCUAUCUCUGCCUCUGCCCGCUCAGGUAGUGACUUGCAUGCUCGGUGAGUUUGGGAUAAAGAAUAAAACAGGUACUGUUUCUAGAAUGCUUCUUAAAUAUAUUCCCUUUCCUGUGUUCCAAGAAAACACUGCCUAUUUGUUUUUUUAGGUCUUUCCCAUUUAUUACCUGGAUAACUGCAAUAUAGGCAAUAUACCUUCCUGGCUGUCUACCGCACCUGUCCCCAUCAAUCUUCCCACCACAUUUCUGUCAGAAUUCUCUUUCUGAAGCACAUAUUUGAUUCUAUUACCCCCUUGCCACUCUUCAGUAAUUCCCUAGCACCUAACAUUAUCAGAUCCUUUCUAUCUCUAUAGCCUCAGUUCCUCUUCAGAUUGCUUCCUGCCCUUCAACACACAUUUUCUGUUUAUCUCUUCCUUGAAGAUCUGGGCACCUGCUGCCGUCCCCAUGCCCAGCACUGGCACUCUACAGAUGCCACUUCUGCAUUUUUCCACAUGCGUCCAGCCCUCUUCCCACAUGGGAAUGGUGCACCAAGAACUUCUACCCCAAGAGGAGUUGCUGACCUGUCUGUCCACACACGCACUGGGUUACUACAUUUAUUUACUGUUUAUUUUUACCUGGUGUGCUGGGUUACUGAGUCUUAAAGGCUUGACAUUCGGUCCUACCCACUCUCUUUUGCUUCUUCUCUCCAUGUCAUAACGAAAACCAGAACUCUGGUUAAAGCCAGCUAUCUCUCACUGCAGCUGUCCCACUCAACACCAGCAGCUAGGUGAGUCAAUCAAUUAUCAUUGGGAGGGAAAUGGAGAGACAGAAAAUGGCUCAAAUAGUCUGUCAUUUCUUAUUUGUCUAUUUGAUGCUUUUGGGUGUUUUUAUCUAGAAUCCUGGAGGGUGAAAAGGUUAGCUAAAAGGAGUCAUGGUCUAAAUUCCCACCCCCUCCCCCUCUUACUGCAAACCUUUUAAUAAAGCCUUUAUUACACUACAUUUGCAAUUAAUUGGGGCACUAAAGGGAGGCAUAUGUCUCUCCUAGACUGAGCCCUGUAAGUCAAAGUCUAUAUGUUAUUUUUUUGUCUCUCGCACAAGACACAGUACGGUAAUCAAUAAAUAAUUACAGAAUACAUUUUUUAAUGUUAUAUUUGGGGGGGGGGGGCGCAGAGAGAGAGGGAGACAUAAUCUGAAGCACACUUCAGGCUCUGAGCUAUCAGCACAGACCCUGACACAGGGCUCAAACUCACAGACUGUGGGAUCAUGACCUGAGCUGAAGUCAGAUGCUUAACCAACUGAACCACCCAGGUACCUCUACAGAAUACAUUUUUAAGGUAAUUUAUUGUUUUCAAAAACUCUUUUAACUGUUUCCUGCUUCUAGCAGAGAAAGACAAAGUGAAUGAAAAAGAAAGUGAGGUGGGAGUUUAAGCCUGUCUACACUAGCCAGUUCAACUAAUGUUGGGACUAUAUAAUGGGUUUUGCUGAAGAAGGAAGUGUAUUCUACCCAAAUCUGGCCGUAAAACUCACAGUAUGAUCACAGUGGAAGGAUUAUAAAAGCACAUACUCAAACAUUGUUGAUUUUCCCAAGGUUUUGAAAAAACACAACAGAAUGAUUUUGGCAUGGAAGAGUAGAAAAAGCCUAAAAGCAAAAUACAAGGUUAGUGCAUUUCAAGGCAACAACAUUCAAACUUCUGUUCUUAGAGGUUAAUUAAUUAUGUUGCUGAAGAAUUGAUUUGGCACAAGGGAGCUAUGUGUUGCCACAGUACUCUGAAAGUGCAGAAAUUAUCCCAUCUAUAACUAAGCCCACCAGAACUGCAUGACUGUUGCUGUUUCACAGUGGAGAAAUUCAUCUUUCAUCAGCAAAAUACAGGAAGGGAAAACAAGAGGACAAAACAAAUUGGGUGGAUAAUAGACUUACCUUGGCAUAUAGACAGUCCAGGUCAGGUAUCUCUCUGAAAUGGGACAUGAAAUGAUGUUUGUAGGCAGAUUUAUAUACUAAGCAGUUUUACCAUUCAGGCAAGUAAACAAUGCAUUUAAUCUAAUGCCAGCUGUUUUAUUUUUGUGUGGGGAUCACAUGAGUUAUAUAGAGCCUUGUGAUCCCCACGAAAAAUAAAUAAAAUAAAAAGCUGGCACCAAAUUAAAUGCAUGGAUUACUUCUCUCAAUGGCAAAAGUGCCCCAUGUAAGGAAAAUCUGAAAGAAAUAGGGUGUGUGCGUGUGUGUGUGUGUGUGUGUGUGUGUGUGUAUACACACCUUGUGUGCAUACAUGUACCACAUAUACACACAGGUACACACUUUGGAGGAAUAUGAAAUAUUAAAUAGACUAAAGUCUACUAAAUUUCAAGAAUAUGACCACACUGGGGGUCCUUGCUCACCAAUGGAUUUCUUACUAUGAAUUAUAGAAGAUGAGAAGUCUGACGUUAUCUCCAUUUUCUCAAUGUUGCCAAGGUUGUUCAUUGAUUAUGUUCCUUCUGUCUGUUUUGAGUAGCAUAUUCUUGACUAGCAUUUCACCAAAUUUAAGACUCCAUCCAUUAUAAGACUUGCCAUUAUUUUAUGUAUCAUGAAAAAUGGGAAAAAAAAGAGAGCCAUUUAAAACUUGUCAUAGUACUUUUAAUUUUUGUCUUAUGGCCCCUUUAAGUAAAUCUAAGACCUGUUUGGACAUAGACUUUUAUUAUGUAUAUAUAGAAAGGAAAAUGAAACACAAAUAAAUUGUGAUAUUCC
This is a messenger RNA of Panthera uncia (snow leopard), 11554 nucleotides long. RefSeq names its product syntaxin binding protein 4 (gene STXBP4). The coding region runs from base 239 to 1927 and encodes 562 amino acids. Gene Ontology annotation, molecular function: syntaxin binding. Gene Ontology annotation, biological process: insulin receptor signaling pathway; regulation of insulin secretion involved in cellular response to glucose stimulus. The record is from RefSeq and is a predicted model, not a curated record. Gene Ontology annotation, cellular component: cytoplasmic vesicle. Lineage: Eukaryota; Metazoa; Chordata; Mammalia; Carnivora; Felidae. The transcript is spliced from 18 exons.